CUACGAUCCAUAUGUCACCAAAAUCUAUCGUUAAGAUUUGGCAUAGUUUCCUAUUUUCAGCAUUUUUCCGGCAGCCACUUUCUCAAAAUUCACAUCAACAAUGUCCGGCAAACUGUUCAAUGCCACCGUAUGUCCUGGUAAUCGGAAGAUCCUUUGUUUGGUGGAAGAGGCCACAAGGCCGCUCUGCAACACCUGGCGGCAUGGCAAGGAUCGGGAGAUCUCGUCCAGUCAGCCAACUUCCAAAAUCCGGCGCUGUCUUUAUUCGGAUUCUUCAGGAAAUCCCUUCCGAAAGCAUCAUCACUUUGUUCUCAGAAAGAAGGAUGCGUAUUCUAUGAAUCUACGACAAGGAUUAUUCACUUUAAGAAACUUUGGAAGCUCAACAAAUGAUGGAAAUUUAGGUGAUCCACCUGAUGCGUAUACGCAGGUGGAAUGUCGUGUGGGAAAGGGUAUACGGUUUCCCAUAGGAUCACGUACAGACAAUUCUCAAAUAGGAUUAGUUGAAAUCACGAAAAAAGAAGCUCAGGAUAAAUCUCAGCCAUCGACUCCAGUUCCUUCUGUGGAUCCAGGAACUCCAAUAGCCUCGGAUGAUUCCUCCAUAGAUGGAGAGGAUGAGUGGCGGAGAAUUAUGAAAAGGUUGAAAAAAGAACAUUCAAACGGCAAAGAAAACAUUGUGGGGGCUAUCGGGAGUUCAGACAUGGGGCAAGAUGAUGACAAGAUAUCGGAGGAUAUAAUGGGAAAAAAGUCGAAUCCACCAGAAGAAAGCAAAACCAUUGGAGAUAAAUCCUCUGGAGGCAAGUCCCCAGGUGAUAAGUCUUCAGGAGAGAAACCCCCUAAUGUAGUACCAACCAAACCGCCAACAGAACCUAAGCCACCUUCAAGGUCUGGUAGUGUAACUAAUCAGCCACCUACAGGACCCAUGCCACCUGCAGGACCAACAAAACCUCCAACAGAUCCUAAGCCACCUUCAAGGUCUGGCGGAAUUACUAAUCAACCCACAGGACCCAAUCCACCUGCAGGACCAACAAAACCGCCAACAGAACCUAAGCCACCUUCAAGGACUGGCGGAGUUACUAAUCAGCCACCUACAGGACCCAUGCCACCUGCAGGACCAACAAAACCGCCAACAGAACCUAAGCCACCUUCAAGGUCUGGCGGAAUUACUAAUCAACCCACAGGACCCAAUCCACCUGCAGGACCAACAAAACCUCCAACAGAACCUAAGCCACCAUCUAGGUCUGGUGGAGUUACUAAUCAGCCACCUACAGGACCCAUGCCACCUGCAGGACCAACAAAACCUCCAACAGAUCCUAAGCCACCUUCAAGGUCUGGCGGAAUUACUAAUCAACCCACAGGACCCAGUCCACCUGCAGGACCAACAAAACCGCCAACAGAACCUAAGCCACCUUCAAGGACUGGCGGAGUUACUAAUCAGCCACCUACAGGACCCAUGCCACCUGCUGGACCAACAAAACCUCCAACAGAACCUAAGCCACCUUCAAGGACUGGCGGAGUUACUAAUCAGCCACCUACAGGACCCAUGCCACCUGCUGGACCAACAAAACCUCCAACAGAACCUAAGCCACCUUCAAGGUCUGGCGGAGUUACUAAUCAACCUACAGGACCCAUGCCACCUGCAGGACCUACAUCACCCUCAAAAUCGGCUAAAAGCCCAAACAAGCCCUCUAGUGCCACACAAAUACCGACCAACAAAGCUCCGUCUAAGCAGCCACCAGCGCCUCCUACUAAACCGACAACUGGAACUGCUCCGAGUAAACCACCAACAGGAGAUAAGUCUCCUUCGCAAGGGUCUCCUCCGAAAGGACCUCCUCCUGGUAAGCAACCAGCAGGGAAAACGCCACCUCCAAAAGGACCUUCUCCUGGGAAGCCAGCAGCAGGGAAAACGACUCCUCCCAAGCAGCCUGCUCCUAGUAAGCCACCAACAGGAAAGACGCCUCCCCCGAAAGGACCUCCUCCUGGUAAGCCACCAACUGGAAAGACGCCUCCCCCGAAAGGGCCUUCUCCUGGUAAGCCACCAGCAGGAACCACGCCCCCUACAAAGGCUGGUGGCAAGAAUCCUGGGAAAGGCGGAGCAGGGGACAAAUCCACCGGUGGACAGGGUGCUGAUAACAAACGCAUCAUUACUCUGAUGCCAGGCGAUGGCAUUGGUCCGGAGAUCUCGAUGGCUGUCAUCAAGAUUCUUGAAGCGGCAGGGGCGCCGUUGAUCUUCGAGCCCGUCGACGUUACGCCGGUGAUCAAUAAAGAUGGUCAGACGACGGUGCCAGAGGAGGUGAUCGAGAGUAUGAACCGAACCAAGGUCGGUCUGAAGGGUCCCCUGAUGACCCCGGUGGGCACUGGUUUCCGCUCCCUGAACCUCACGCUGCGCCAACUGUUCAACCUGUACGCCAACGUCCGACCCUGCCGCUCGCUGCCCGGCGCAGAAACGGUCUACGGAGACGUAGACAUUAUCACCAUUCGGGAGAACACCGAGGGCGAGUACUCGGGCAUCGAGCACACCCUGGUCAAUGGGGUGGUGCAGAGCAUCAAGCUGAUCACCCGCCAGGCCUCGCUCCGUGUGGCAGAGUAUGCCUUCCAGUACGCACUGGCCAUGAAGCGCAAGAAGGUGACCGUGGUGGCCGAGAAGCAUGUGAUGCGGAUGUCCGAUGGCCUCUUCCUGCGAUGCGUUCACGAAAUGGCCGCCAAGUACAAGAGCAAGCUGGACGAGGCGGGCAUAGUGUACGAGGAGAUCAAUAUGACCACCUUGUGCCUCAAACUUGUCAUCGAUCCCAAGCAGUAUGAUAUGCUGGUGCUGCCCAACCUGUACGGAGACAUCAUCUCGGACACGUGCGCCGGACUGAUCGGUGGACUGGGACUGACGCCAUCCGGUAAUGUGGGCGAGUCUGGCGCCAUCUUCGAGUCGGUGCACGGCACCGCUCCGGAUAUCGCCGGCAAAGACAUUGCCAAUCCCACGGCCCUGCUGCUCUCCUCCGUGAUGAUGCUGCACUACAUCGGGCUGCACGAACAGGCGGACAAAAUAGAGAAGGCGAUACUGAAGACCAUCAGUGAGGACAACAUCCGCACCGUGGACCUGGGUGGCAAAGCCAAGUGUUCGGAGUAUACUGAAGCUGUGAUCAAGAACCUAAGCUGAUCUUUGGACCUCUGAACCGCAAGUUCAAUCAAACAGUUUUUAUUACCUGUCCUUUAAUUUAUUAGCUUUGAUUCUAUCAAAUAUAUAUGAAAGGCCUUAACUGUAUUAAAAAUAAUAGAUCAUA
Molecule: messenger RNA, 3269 nt
Organism: Drosophila serrata
Lineage: Eukaryota; Metazoa; Arthropoda; Insecta; Diptera; Drosophilidae
Biological process (GO): tricarboxylic acid cycle; isocitrate metabolic process
Cellular component (GO): mitochondrion
Molecular function (GO): NAD binding; isocitrate dehydrogenase (NAD+) activity; magnesium ion binding
Source: RefSeq, a predicted model, not a curated record